AUGUAAAAAGAAAUUUAAGAUUGGGAAGCUAAGGUAGUACUUUUAACAAACGAAAUUGAUAGAUUAAGAUUACUUUUGUAAAAAAGAGAUGAGGAAAUACAAUAAUGGUAACUAAAAUGUUAAAAACUAGAACAACUUUUAUAAGAACUAAAUAUUUUGAGAGAAAAAAACAGAGUCCUUAAUUUAGAAAUAGAUAGACUAACAUAAGAAAAUACAGAAUUAGAAACUGAAAAUUGCUAAUUGAAAUAAUAAAUGGUGAACAUUAAUGAUUUGUAAGUUAGAAUUAAUGAUUUGCUAAUGCUAUGUGUUUAAUUAUUUACUGAAAUUGAAUGUUUAAGAAGUAGAGUAGUUCAAUCGAAAAAACAAGUUGAAGAAAUGAGAAGAUCUUCUUUGGCUGCAUUUAGAAUUUGA
Molecule: messenger RNA, 411 nt
Organism: Ichthyophthirius multifiliis
Lineage: Eukaryota; Ciliophora; Oligohymenophorea; Hymenostomatida
Exons: 1
Source: RefSeq, a predicted model, not a curated record